Molecule: messenger RNA, 546 nt
Organism: Aspergillus oryzae RIB40
Lineage: Eukaryota; Fungi; Ascomycota; Eurotiomycetes; Eurotiales; Aspergillaceae
Exons: 2
Coding region: 1-546 (181 amino acids)
Molecular function (GO): ATP binding; ATP-dependent protein folding chaperone
Source: RefSeq, a predicted model, not a curated record
AUGUUACUGCUCCGGAUGGAGUACGCAGACCGGCAUGAUAUUAUGCGUCCAUGGCGCAAACCCGCGCAAUGGACCCUGAAAGGACAUUUUUCUAAUCUCAUCCAACAGUGGACGACUGAACUGAGCUCGUUUCUUGACAAACCAGCGCUGCAGAACUCCCAGAUGCUGUCAUUUGCUAGUACCGGAUUCCGCACUGUACUCCAGGCAGUCUCGUACACGCGAAGGCUUGUCAAUCCUGGGUAUAAGGAGGAACUGCGUUUGGUCGAUGUGAAAGCAGGGUUAGUUGACAUGCUGCGACAGCUGAAGCAGAAAGCUGCUACAGACAGUGAUGUUGACCUCAACUAUGCUGUCAUCGCAGUGCCUGAGUUCUUUAACCAGACCCUCCGGGAGAUGGUGGUGGACGCAAGUCGGAAGGCAGGAAUCAGGUCGGCUCUCACACCUGUUUCUAGAACGACUGUGGCGACUUUUGUCUCUACGUCCACCAUAGCGAAUCCCCCUGGUCUAAGAUAUGCAGUCAUAGAUCAUGGAAUGUUUUAUCUCGAUUGA